UGGGGGGGCGGUGCCGCGCGCUGAUUGGCUGCGGCGGAGAUUUGAACUGGGCGCGCGGCCGGGGCCGGGCGGCUGCGGGCAGUGACGCGCCAGCGGCAAGAUGAUGCGCCUCAAAGGAGCCGACUUCGUGGCGCGGACGUGCAGCCGGGAGGAGACGGAGGCGCUGCUCUCGGAGCUGACGGGAUGCCUCGCCGGCGCCCCGGGAGACUCGGCCGGGCCGACCCAGCCGUCGCGGCAGAGCGUGGUGUGCGACAGGGUGCUGCGAGCCUGCGUCCAGCAGCUGGGGCAGCCGGGGCCCGGCGCCGCGCACGCCGCCAGCCUCGUGUCGCUGGCUGAGGCCGCUUGCCGGGGCUACGUCGCCGCGACGCCCCAGCCCGCUCCCCUCUACCUGGAGAAGAUCCUCUACCACCUCCUGAGGAACGCGGUGGCCCGGGGGGCCGGCGAUGCCUGCUGGAGGGCGGCCGAGCUCCUCCGCGCCCGGCUGCUGACGUACCGGCCCCGCCGGGCACCCGCCGAGGACUUCGCGGCCGUCGUCCGCAGCGGUUUCGGCGUGCUGUGGAACGGCGCGGAGGCCCUGGCCGAAGCCACCCGGGCGCCGGAGGAGGGCAGGGCUGUGCUUUCAGCUCGUCUGCGGGCCCUGCGCUUCCUGCUGCUGCUGGAGGAGGACGGGGCUGCCCUGCUGCCGCAGGAGCCUCCCUUCCUCACCUCCCAGGCUGCUCGCCAGGCCGCCGCGGCCGCCCUCAUGUUCGAAGCCCGGCGGACGCCCCUCGGCGCGGACGAUGCCGUCUUCCUCAGCCGGCAGCUCGCCGGCUGCUUGCUCGCGGCGCUGCGGGAGGGAUGCGGCGCGGCGGAGCCGCCGAGCCCGCAGCGGUGCCUGUGCUUCUUCGAGCUCACCUUGGAGCGCUGCCGGCGUCUUUGCAAGAGCGGCUGCUACGGGGAGGCCCUGGAGGCCGUGGAGGAAGCCCGCGGCUUUCUGGGCGCAGCGAGUAGCUCGGCGAAGUCCUUUAACGACCCCCUGGCUCUGCUGGAGGCCGGGGUCCGGCUGAGCCGGGUGCUGGCCGGGAGCGCGGGCGAGGCAGGGCCGCCCUUUGCGCGGGCGGCCGCCGCGCUGGGUGCCGCGGCGAAGGUCUCGGAGCGGUUCGUCCGGGUGCUGGCCGAGAGCUGCCAGCUGGUCGUCUCGUCCCUCGGCGGCUACGUGAAGAGCAGCGAGCGGAGGCCCUUCGGGCGGGAGGACGUUCUCGGCCUCUGCGCCUUCACGGAGGGCUACUGCCGCGUCCUCCACCGGCUUCUGGAGAGGAUUCCUCCCGACAGCGUUAAACAGCAGCUUGCGGUGAAACAGCUGCUCUACCACAGCCUCCAGCUCUUCACCAGCGUGGCGUACGACGCCUUCCAGUGCUCCCAGGCAGCCGGGUGGCCCGGCCUGGAGCGGCUGGUGGGGGUUUGCCGACGGACCGUGGCGCGGAUGCUGGCGGCGCUGGAGGGGCUCCCUGCCAGCGAGCGGGCCGAGUACCUCGACGUCACCGCGUCAUGCACGUUUAAGCUGGCCUACAUCUUCUACAGCCAGAAUCUUCACGAGGAGGCCACCUCCGUCUCCGAGCUCUUCUGCAGGAGGCUGGAGAUGGCAGACGCCUAUAAAUACCCGGAGAUACCCCCGGAAAGGCUGCACAGAUGCUUCAGGCUGCAGGUGGAGAGCUACCGCAAGCUGGGCCGGUUCGAGAGGGCCCUGGCGUCCGUCGUCCAGUGGCUGGCCGCCCUGCGGGGCAGCAUCCAGGAGCAGAUGGCGGAGCCCAUCACUUUCUGGGCCAGAGUCAAAACAGAAGCCGCGAAGCAGGGGGCCGAGGAGAUGCAGCUACGGACCCUGAAGGAUGGCCUGGAGGGGCACCGCCUGGACGCGGGGACCUUGGUGGCCGUGCUCUUUGAGGAGCUGAAGGCCUACAAGACCGUGCGGGCCAACACGGGGCAGGAGCGCUACAACGUCGUCUGCGACCUGCUGGAGAUCUGCUCGGAGGAGAGCGGCCGCCUGCACCAGCGGGCCGUCGGCUUGGUGGAGCUGGCCCAGGUCUUGUGUUAUCACGACUACGCGGCGCACACCAACUGCUCCUCCUUGGACUCGAUCCGAGAGGCCUUGCGGCUGCUGGAGUCGGUGCCCAGCACUGCCCAGAACCAGGACGAGCUCCUCGACGACCGAGCGCAGGCCUUGCUCUGGCUGUACAUCUGCGCCCUGGAGUCCAAACUGGAGGAGAGCAUAGAGAGGGAGCAGAGAGUCAAAGCUCAGGGGCAGAAGCACCUGGAUGACUUUGAGCCCAACGACCUCAACUACGAAGACAAGCUGCAGGAGGACAAGUUCCUGUACGACGGCAUCGCCUUCAAUCUGGCUGCAGAGUCUGCUCAGUCCCAGAGCCUGGACGAGGCCUUUGCCUUGUGGAAGCAGCUCCUGGAGAAGGGAGUUCCCAGCGUGCGCAGCCUGGAGCAGACCACGGUCUCCCUGUACCUCAUGGCAGCUCUCUACAGGCUGAUGGCCAAGCCCCUGCAGGCCCUGGAGAGCUACCUCCUGGUCAGAUCCCUGUGCAGCGCGCUCGGAGACAGCCUGGGCAUGGCCGGUGCCUUGUGCCAGAUCACCAAGCUGCUCUUCCAGCUGGAGUGUCCCGGCUACGCCAAGCUCUUCCUGGAGGAGACGGAGUCCUGCUUGCAGAAGGCCGACAGCAGCUGCAAUUCCUACCUGCUGCUGAAGCAAACGUGCCUUCUGCUCCGCAGCCAGCUCUGCUGCGCCAGCCACCAGAUUGAAGAAGGCCUUGCCCUGCUGCUGGAAGUGCUGCAGAACCCAGCUCUGCAGAAGAUUGCAAAGGUCUGGUACCUGCUCCGAGCCCACGUCCUUCAGUUAACGGCCGUCUACCUGAGCCUUCCUGCCGCCCGCCUCUCGCCGGAGCUCAGGCAGCAGAUCUUUGCUCAAGGGUGGAGGACGCCCGAGACUGCUCUCACUGAAGCCCACAAGUUCUUCCGUAGCAUCAUCCUUCUGCUGAUGGGCAGCAACGUGCUGGGCUCUCACAAGACCGCGUCAGAUGUCCAGUUUGUGGAUUACGGGGACAACCUGCUGCAGAAGUGGCAGGUGCUGGCCGACCUGCUGGCCUGCUCGGAGCAGCUCGUGGCCCUCCUCAGCAGGGUGGAGAUGGUGUGCGAAGCCAAAGCCUUCUGCCUGGAGGCUGUCAAGCUGGCAAUGAAACUGCACGCGAUCCGGUGGUGUGCCACCUUCCUCGUGCUGAAGGCCCAGCUGGAGCUGCAGCGCAGCGAGCCGGAGCUGAGCCGCUCCGACCUCCAGCAGGCCCUGUUCCUCCUGGAGUCCGGCACCGAGUUUGAAGCCAGCGAGAAGCAGCAAGGGCAGAUGAAGAUCCUGCCGCGGAAGGGCAAGCCUGAGGGCCGGAGGCAGCGGGAUCCCGGCUCGGACCCCCCCAGGGAAGAGGAGGGCUUUCUGAAGGGCCCCGCGCUCGAGUUUGUGGCCACGGUGAGCGGGCCGGAGAAGGCCGCUGCCCUCACCACGUCGCCGGAGCUGAAACCCAAGCCGAGGAGACGCCUGGCCUUCCUCGCCCACCCCUCCACGUGCUCCUGCUGCCUGUGCUCCGACCUGACCCUCUCGGCUCUCUGCCUCCGCUGGCUGCUCUCCUGCGCCCAGGGCGAGCUGGCGGCGGGCGGCACGGCCGAGGGGCUCGGCCUGCUCCGGGCCACGCUGCGACGCUGCGCCACCGUGACCGCCCGCUUCGCCGCCGUGCUGCGGGACAAGCCGUGGGGCGGCCCCGCGGCGGCGGCCGGCCGGGCCCUGCCUGCGCUGGAGCUGCUGGACGAUCUCGUGGCCACCGGCUACGCCACGCUGGCCUCCCAAAGCCUGGCCGGCCCCCAGCCCCAGGAGAAGCUGUGGGAGCACCUGGAAGCUGGCCUGACCUUCCUGGCGUCCCGGCGGCCUCACCUGCCCGGCCUGGAGGUCUCCAGGGCCACCCUGCUGCUUGCCAAAGCCGUUGCCGCCAUUUGCCGCCUGGCCUCCAAGCGCGGGGGCUCCGUGGCCGGCGUCUUCUCCAGCGCGUGGGCCUGGCAGCCCCCGCUGACUCCUACGGAGCCCAAAGAGUCGGUCGCAUCCAAGGCGCUCAAGACGGACGAGGCUGUGCCCCAGAGGAGCAAGAGCAAGAAGGUGACAGUGACAGUGCCAGCACCGGGGCCCAAGCCCAGGGUGAAGAAGAGCCAGAGAGCAAAGCCGCUGGCUGCAGCGGAUGCGGACGACGUCUUCGCUCUGGGCGACUUGGACACCGAGGUGCCUCCCAUCGUUAUCCGGCCGGUGACGAUGCCCUGCACCCCGCGCCAGAAGCCCUGUCCCCCCGCCAAGACGCGCGCCCCGGCAGCUGCGGCAGCCCCAGGCCCCAGGGCUCCCUUCACGGUGUUCAGCGAGUCCUCCCCGCCGGCCGGCAAGGCCCGGCUCCUGAAAGCCCCCAGAGCCGUGGGCAGAGUCAAGUCUCGCCUGAAGGUGACGUUCAGCGACGACAGCGAUGUGGAGGAUCCCAAACCGGGGGCGACCCCGGCAGCUGGCAAAACCCCAGGCCCCAAGACCCCCCAGCUGACGGGCCGCAGCUGGAGAGCCCUGCGCCCCAAAUCCGCGGCUGCCGACACGGAGGGGUCCCAGACAAGCUCGUCGGAGGACAGUUCCCGGGGCAGCAACGCCCGGCCCCGGAGAGCCCGGGCUGGCUCCCGCAGGGCUGCGGCCACGGAGGAGAGGAGAGAGCGGACAACCCGCCGGGCUCCCGGCAGGAGAGCAGAGGAGGAGCGGGAGCUUCUGAGGACCAUCGAGGAAGAGGAGAAGGUGGAGGAAGAACUUGAGAUCAGCUUUGAGGUUUUGCGGGCCUCUGAGGAAGAGGAGGGAGUCCCAGGCCGGAGGCGGCUGCCCCAGGAGGGUGCUGAUGGGGAGCACGAGGUGCUGCGGCGAGACGCCAGCGAGGACAUCCUGGCUGCACGGAGGCCCGGCAGCGGGGACCCCCUGCGCCUGGAGACCCUCUCCUCCUCCCUGCCCUCGGCUGACGAUGUCUCUUCCCUGGACGAGGCCUGUGAACUCCUGAAAGCUGCUUUCGACUGCAUCAGCCACUGCCCUCCCGGUGCCCUCUACAGCCAGCUCUGCCAGCUCCUGGCGCUGUCCCUGGGCGAGCAGGACCCCCUCUCCACCGCCUACCUGCUCUCGGAGUCGGUCGCGGUCACCACCCGUCACCAGCUGCUCAGCACGGUCCACAGGAAGCUGCACAAAGCGAAGAAGUCGCCGGCCGAUGUGGCCGAGCAGCUCCAAGGGCUUUCCUUGCGGGAGGAGAGUGCCACCGCGCACAGCCACCACCUCGCUCGGCUCCAGGGCCUCUUCGCGUUCGGCUCCGCGGGGCUGGGGCCUGGGGAGCUGGACGGCUUCAGGGAGCAGCUGGAGCAGAUCCCCCCUGGGGUGACCGUGUGCGUGCUGACCCUCGUGAGCCUGCAGCCCGCCUCGGUGGGGGACACGCUGCUGCUGACGCGCCUGGAGAAGGGCAGCGCGCCCGUGACCGUCCGGAUCCUCACCGCGCUCACCAAGGCCCCGCUGAGCUCGGUGCUGAGCGAGUUCGACGCCAUCCAGAAGGAGCAGAAAGAAUCCAGCGGCUGCAUGGACAAGCGAGACUGGUGGCUGUGCCGCUCGGAGCUGGACCGGAGAAUGAAGAGCCUCAUCGAGACCCUGGAGACGCGGGUGCUGGGCUGCUGGAAGGGGGCCCUGCUCCCCGCUGGCCAGGAGCCCGGUCUGGCCGAGGAGGCCUCCAGCUUGUGCGCCCAGCUCCAGCAGUGCGGCUGGGCGGACGCGAACGCGGCGCUCCUCAAGGUCGUGCUCAACGCCUCUCCCCUCCUCACCCCCCAAGACCUGCAGUCCCUGGCCUUCAGGCUCUGCCCGGCUCAGCCCUACGCGGCCCAGCUCCUCUUGCAGGAGGCCCUGGAGAAGCGGAAAGCCGGCGCCAGGCAGGCCGGCGGCUCCCUCGUCCUGGUGCUGGACAAGCACCUGCAGAAGCUGCCCUGGGAGAGCAUGGCGUGUCUGAGGGAUGUGCCCGUGACCAGGCUGCCUUCGCUGCGGUUCCUGCUCAGCUAUUCCCUGGCACAGCAGCGCGCAGGGUCCGUGCUGAGCCGCGGCGUGAACCCCGGCAGCACCUUCUACAUCCUCAACCCACACAACAACCUCCCGGACACGGAGGAGCGUUUCCGGGGCUGGUUCGAGAGCGAGCCCGGCUGGAGCGGGGUGUCGGGAGCCACCCCGAGCCAGGAGCAGAUGCAGGCGGCGCUUUCGGAGCACGAUCUCUACAUCUACGCCGGGCACGGAGCCGGCGCCCGCUUCCUCGACGGGCAGGCCAUCGCCAGGCUGGAGUGCAGCGCCGUGGCCCUGCUCUUCGGCUGCAGCAGCGCUGCCCUGGCCGUGCGCGGCAGCCUCGAGGGCUCCGGCAUCGUGCUCAAGUACAUCAUGGCCGGGUGCCCCCUCUUCCUGGGCAACCUGUGGGACGUGACGGACCGCGACAUCGACCGCUACGCGGAGGCUCUGCUCCAGGGCUGGCUCCGGGGGGGGCCGGGGGCCCCGCUGCUGCGCUACGUCGCCCAGGCUCGCCAGGCUCCCAAGCUCAAGCACCUCAUCGGCGCAGCCCCCGUCGCCUACGGGCUGCCCGUGUGCCUGCGGUGAGGCCACCGCUGCCUGGCCCCAGCCCAUCUCCCUCCCCUCUGGUCCUGGGGGGCUUCCCCCCUCCCCCGAGGGAGACGGGGGGGUGCUGCUGUGGUGAACUUGCAGUGUUUGCACAGGCGUCAGCCGCUGUGAGUGCACACCUGUAACUCUGUUCUUGGAUCUUAACUUAUUUUAACGUGGUUUUAUAUGACACAGUCACUGUAUGUUGUGAGACAAUAAAGCUGGUGCAGUUGGA
Messenger RNA from Dromaius novaehollandiae (emu), 6938 nucleotides. RefSeq names its product extra spindle pole bodies like 1, separase (gene ESPL1). Gene Ontology annotation, biological process: meiotic chromosome separation; proteolysis. The transcript is spliced from 31 exons. Gene Ontology annotation, cellular component: nucleus; centrosome; mitotic spindle. Bases 101 to 6703 code for a protein of 2200 amino acids. Gene Ontology annotation, molecular function: cysteine-type endopeptidase activity. The record is from RefSeq and is a predicted model, not a curated record. NCBI's taxonomy places the organism in Eukaryota, Metazoa, Chordata, Aves, Casuariiformes, Dromaiidae.